Messenger RNA from Microstroma glucosiphilum, 1245 nucleotides. Its product is annotated as kinase-like protein. The transcript has 6 exons. Gene Ontology annotation, molecular function: protein serine/threonine kinase activity; ATP binding. Gene Ontology annotation, biological process: mitotic DNA damage checkpoint signaling; protein phosphorylation. Bases 1 to 1245 code for a protein of 414 amino acids. NCBI's taxonomy places the organism in Eukaryota, Fungi, Basidiomycota, Exobasidiomycetes, Microstromatales, Microstromataceae. Gene Ontology annotation, cellular component: nucleus. The record is from RefSeq and is a predicted model, not a curated record.
AUGCAGACUGCCAUCCCAGAGCUCGAGGAAUACUCCAUCGUAGACAAGAUUGGCGAAGGCACUUUCUCCUCUGUCUUCAAGGCAGAAGAUCGCUACCAUGACCUCUAUGACAACUUCAUCUGGACCCACACUCUCCCCCAUCCCCCUUGGGACAAUGAUGGCCAACCUCGCCCGCGCAAGAGAGUCUAUGUUGCUCUCAAGCGCAUCUAUGUCACAAGCUCUCCAGAACGCAUCUACAACGAGCUGGAGGUCAUGGAAGAGCUUCGACACGCUCCCAAUAUUGCGUACUUGAUCACGGCCUUCAGAAGAGAGGACCAGAUCAUCGCUGUCAUGCCGUACUCGCGUCACCAGGACUUCAGGCACUACUACCGCGACAUCUCACUAGGCUCUCUGCGCAAUUACUUUCGCUGUCUGUUCAAUGCACUGAGCGCAACCCAUGCUGCCAAUGUCAUGCAUCGGGACGUCAAGCCAGCCAACUUCCUCUUCAACCCAGAGACUCAGCAGGGUGUCCUUUGUGACUUUGGUCUAGCUGAGCGCUUCGAGGCCCAAGACUGGAAGGGCAAGUGCCACCACACUUGCCCGACUGCUGAUGCCCCUCGAGGAUCUAUCGUCAUCAACACUUCAGUCAAUUCGACUCACACUGCACCUGGAGGCGACUUGCACCCCGACACGAUGAAUGCUUCGAGGCAUGCGAAGAAGGCCAUGAUGGGCCCUCCGCCUCAGAAAGCUGGGCCUCUCGGGUACAAGGAGCAUGACAAGAGGUCUGGCGUUCGAGCCAAUCGAGCUGGCACAAGAGGCUUCCGAGCUCCUGAGGUGCUGCUCAAGUGCCAAGAUCAGACGCCCGCUGUGGACGUCUGGUCAGCCGGUAUCAUUCUCUUGGCUUUUCUGACGCGACGUUUCCCGGUCUUCAAUGCCAAUAGUGACAUGGAGGCUCUGCUUGAGCUAAUGAUCAUCUUUGGCAAGGCAAAGAUUGCCAGGGCGGCUCUGCUUCACAACCGUACCUUCAACUGCACUGUCCCGCUGGACAAUCCUGAUGGCUGGCGUAUCACGGACUUCAUCAAGCACCUCAAUCCUUCCAUCAUGAAUCCGCCCUCUGACGACCCAGACCCAGACGCGUACUUCGAUGAGGUCGAGGAGGCUCUAGACCUCUGCCGAGUCUGUCUACACGUUGACUUGACGCGUCGUUGGACUGCAGAGGAGUGUCUGGGGCACGCAUUCCUCAGAGUGAGGAGCGAUGAGGGGUAG